Molecule: messenger RNA, 3257 nt
Organism: Schistocerca serialis cubense
Lineage: Eukaryota; Metazoa; Arthropoda; Insecta; Orthoptera; Acrididae
Exons: 8
Coding region: 89-2077 (662 amino acids)
Source: RefSeq, a predicted model, not a curated record
GGCAGUGCGUGCUGCGCCUCGGCCAGAGAUGGGCGUAGCGAGUGGCGGGAGUGCGUCAUGCUCGGCGUGACGUUGGAGCCGCGGCACGAUGGCAGCCACCACUGCUGCCGCCCUUGCGUGCCUGCUGUUUUUGAUGAUCGGCAGCGCGCGCCUGCAGGACGCCGAAACACCGCUAUGCCAGCGACCGGGCUGCAACUGCGUCCAAAACACCGCGAGCUGCGAGUUCGCUCCUGAUCAGGUGGUGCAGCUGGGCGCGGGCGCGCUGCCGGCGGGCUCCUCGGUGUCGGUGGUGUCGGUGUCGGGGCCGCGCGAGCUGCACGUGCUGGCGGGGGCGCUGUCCGGCGUGCGGCUGCUGCAGCGCCUGCGCCUGCGCAGCAUCGGCAAGGUCGUGCUGCGCAAGGCCGCCCUGCACGCGUACGCCGAGCCGCACGCCAUCCUCGAGGUGAGCGACUGCGGGGUGCUGGUGGUGGAGUCGAAGGCGUGCCAGGGCCUGCGCGGCGCGCUCAUCGCGCUGGUGGCGCGCUGCGGCCACGUGCUGCUGCAGGCCGGUGUGUUCGCGCGCCUGCUCGCCCUCGCCGUCGCGCACGUCCCGCACCUGCAGAUGCAGUCCAACGCGCUCGCGCUCGACAUCAGCGCCGGCCAGGCCACCGUGGUGAACCUGACGCACGUGCUGAUGCCGGAGCUGGCGAAGCACACGUUCCCGUCGCCGGCGGUGGAGGUGCGGCUGCAGGACUGCGAGGUGGUGUCGGUGCGCGAGGAGGCGUUCAGCGCGCUGUCGCUGGGCAAGCUCUCGGUGGUGAACUCGUCGCUGCACGACGUGGCCGCCUCCGCCUUCUCGGACCGCACGCUCAUCGACCAGCUGCUGUUCAGCGGCUCCCGCAUCCACCGGCUGCGCCGCGGCGCCCUGCUCGCCGGCGUCACCAACCUCACCAUCGAGCGCUCCAGGAUAGAUGAAGUGGAGAGCGGCGCGGUGAACAACACGGUGGCUGUGGUGACGCUGCAGCACAACCACGUAGCUCUGGUGCGGCAGCAGGGCUUCGUGCUGCGCAAGUGGAACCGCCUCAGGGUCGUCAAUAACACCUUCGAGCAGCUCGAAGAAGACUCCAUCUGGGCUCCCUACCAGACAGUCGCCGGUGCACCAGUGUCGGAGCUGCGUUUCUCGGAGAACCGGCUGGGCGCGGUGUCGGCGGGCGGCCUGCGGUGGCUGGGGGCGGCGGCGGCCGGCGUGGGCUCCAAGACGGCGGCGGGCAACGUGCUGGAGGGCACGCCGUGCCGCUGCGACCUGCUGGGCGAGGAGGCGGCGGCGUGGGCGGCGGACGCGCUGCUGUGCCGGCCGGCGGCGCCGCUGCUGGCGCGCUGCCUGCGCCCCAGUGCGCUGCCGGGGGCGGCGCCGCAGCCCGCGCUCUCGCUCGCCAACUUCACGGCCGCCGUCUGCGGGGGCGGCGACGUGCUCGUCUGCCAGGACGCGCCCGCCGUGCUCGCCAACGCCGACGGCGAGGCCGGCGACGGCUCGCCGGGCCACGAGUACGCCGAGCUGCAGCCGCAGGCGGCCGGCACGGGCCCGGGGCCGCCGGGGGCGGGGGCGGACGACGACGCGCUGCUGCCGGCCGAGGACAAGUGGACGCAGACGCUGCCCGAGGAGCUGACGCAGGAGCUGCUGCAGACGCUGCGCGACAAGCUCGACGACCCCGACAACUACAGCGAGGCGCGCGACAUGAUCGAGCACCUCUACGACCUCAUCAAAGUGGAGGAGAGCGGCGCCGAGGAGCGCGAGACGGGCGAGGUGAUCCGGCGGUCGGCGCGCGGCGCGACGCGCAGCACGGGCACGCGGGCGCCGUCGCCGCCGGUGGGCGCGGCGGUGCGCGUGUGCGGCGAGUACCUGGAGCCGCGCGACCGCUCCCCGGACCAGCACCUGUACGCCGAGCUGCCGCCCGCCGCGGGCGCGCCCGCCGCCGCCGCGCUCUGCGAGUACGCCGAGCCGCGCGACAGCCACCGCCACGCCGCCCACCACGUCUACUGCGAGCUGCCCGCCAACAUGGCAGACCGACCGCUGCCUUCCACGCCCUCCACCCGCUGACACCGUCCGGCGCUGUACCACUCCGCCUCGCCGAGACAAUUCGUCGUCCGGUCGUCCUCGACCACCGCGACUGCCCGGACACUACAAUAGCGUCCGCAAUCGUCGCUCCAGUAGAGCGCGACCACAUCCUUCACUGGGGGGCAAUAAUUUCACACACCGGCGGAGCCAGAACCGCGCCCUCGGCGGUGACGUCACCGUCGUACUCGGCGCAUCCCUCAGCGCCGUUCGUCGACGCCCGGAACGGCGCUGCGAUUGCGGAAGUGUCCGAGAGUGGAGCGACCACUUGUUGUUGCCGUCUUUCCGGUACCUCUAUCCGACACUCGUCUUCCACAGCAGGGCAGCGGGACUGCGUGCACCGUUUACUGUGAUCGUCCGUCGUCCAGUGGAGUGACGCUGGGAGUGUCGCGUAGUGUUCCUAUGUGUACGAAGACUUCUUUUUGUGGCAGCCUGUUGCGCCGCACGUCCUUUGCAUUAAGACUGUGAGGCGGCGCACGAAGCGCCGCCGUCCUUUAGCUGACUGUGAUAUGUUUUUAAGUGUCACCACUACCCGUGUUCGCGGACAUCUGUUAUCGCUCGUGUACCGCCUAAUGCAGUGCCUGUGUUUUCAGAGCUGUGCUUCCCAUGUCGAGGAGCACGUACGAUCGUUUCUUUCCAUUGUGAUUCUAAAAGCGUAAGAAGAUAAUCGUGCGGCUACAACUGGCGGAGAACGAAAUCGUCCGAAGUGGUACAGAAGUUGCUCUAUGUGAAGUUAUUCUCGUCAACAUUUCCUUCGUUUUGUUUAAAAUGUUUAAAAGAAAUAUCGGUGUAAAUUAUUUUCUCACUAUAGCACAGAAAGUGUUUACUUCGAAAUUUUGUUCUCCGUCGCAACCUAGCCAUUUUCUGUUGGGGAAUGUGUGUUGUAUGUCGGAGGUUGUAAGAGUUUCCUUAUUCAGAGUUAUCAAUGUCUUUCACGAAUAACGAGGUUAUUUCAGUUCGCAGUGUCACGUGUGUAUCAAAGUAAAUUACCGAGCGUCCUGUCCUCUGAUGCGUAGGUGUGGUUCUGACUGAUGUGCAGCAAACAACGAACAAUGCAUUGCAUAAUGUCUUGCAUUUCCGUUUGUAUAUAAAUAAAUUCAUAUAUAUAUAUAUAUAAAUAUAACAUGCCAUUCUUGCAGCAAUAAAACAUUUUUAUGUGUAAAAA